GGACUGUAUACAAAUAAUAUUUAUUUGUAUCUCCAACAAUUUUUUGCAUCAAACUGUGGUCAAUAUCAAACGAAAAUAAUGCAGUGGUCUAUUUUCAUUAUCUUUUGGUAAAUAUGAAUUGAGACCAGAGGCACUUGAGUCAAAUGUGAAUCUUUUCGCCUCAAACCACUUCACUCUCCAUCUUCGCUCUUCAAAAGAAAAAAGUGCAGUUUAAGCACACCCCUAUAUAUACUGUGACAUAAAGACAGAACAGAAAAAGAAAUUUAUUGGCUGUAAAGCACACCACUGUUGGGGAAAGGGCUUACUCAAAAUAGAUGUCCUGUCUGAACGUACAGAGUAUAUAUCAGUAUGAUCUUAUUGAAUAAAGAGUAAUUAAUUUCAAAAGUAGGGGUGGCGCUUUACCGUUUCUUUACAGGUAACGCAGUAACGCAUGUGUUAUUGCGUUACUGGCAACGAGUAACGUAUGCGUUACUCGUUAUCAGUAACUACUAACGAGAUGCGUUUAUUUUUCAUAGCGAUUGUGUUGAUAAUGAUUCAUGACCAAGCAACUGAUAUUGACCAAGUGAUAAUGAUUCAUGUGCCAAAAAAUGUAACAACUAGUAUCUUGCUAAUUUAGCCAGUAGAGAAGAUGAAGGGUAUAUUUUUCGUUGCCGCAAAUGUAAAUAUACAAAAUCAAUUAGAAACGGAACAUUUUUUGCAAAUUCACACUUAUCAUUACGUCAAAUCUUUGGGGUAAUUGGGCAAGAGAAGAAGAUCUAUCAAGCAAUUAUCCCAUGAAUUAAAACUUUUGUCAAAGCAUCACGAUCAUUUACUGGAGAAACUUUUGCCGCGAUAUAUGCGCAAUUCAUUACGUUAAUAAUCCACAAAGAAUAGAAGGUAUGUCUCUAAUGAUUAUGAUGAUAAAUGAUAAUUAUGACAAGUAAUAUUUCAUUUAGGUCCAGGACACAUUGUUGAAAUUGACGGAAGUUGUUUCGGCAAAAGAAAAUAUCAACGUGGUCGUCUUCUAAAAACACAAUGGGUCUUCGGUGGCAUUGAUAUUAACACCAGAAAAUGUUUUUUAGUACCUGUCGAUCAGCGUGACGCUACAGCAUUAUUACCAAUAAUUGAAGAAUAUGUUUUACCAGGUAAUGCUGAUGCGAUUUGUGAUCUAUCAAAUCAAAUAAUGUACUUCUUUAUAUUAGGCACAACAAUCCAUUCUGAUGAAUGGAGAGCAUAUAAUGCCCUACGAAAUAAUCCUGAUUAUAUACAUUUAACUGUCAAUCAUUCGAUCAGUUUUGUUAAUCCAAAUACUGGGGUACAUACGCAAAAUAUUGAAAAUACAUGGAUGUUAGCAAAAAGAAAACAUAAAAAGCAAGGUGGUUUCAAUCGACACUUAUUACAAACGUAUUUAGAAGAGUUCAUGUGGCGACAAGAAUUUGGCGAUGAGCCAUUAAAAAAUUUAGUUUUACAAAUUAAUUCUCUUCAUCCUGUUCAAUAA
Messenger RNA from Didymodactylos carnosus, 1477 nucleotides. The record is from the annotation of a GenBank genome assembly. NCBI's taxonomy places the organism in Eukaryota, Metazoa, Rotifera, Eurotatoria, Philodinida, Philodinidae.